AUGUGCUUCGACGGCAACGGCGACGAAUAUGAGUACGAAACUAGGGUUGAGGUCCGGAACGGCGAGCGCCAUUUAGUCAACACCUACUACCCACGCCAUGGCAUGUCCCGCCGCCGUAAGUACGGAUUUGGCGGCUCUUACUACCCUUCGCGAUACUAUGCUCGCCCGCCUCCAGGCCACUACACAAACAGGGAGUACGCCUAUCUGGAUCGCUACCCGAAUGUACCGCUGCCUCAAGACUUUGUCAGAGAUGUGUAUCCCAGAUCCUACUCUGUACAUGGGUACGGAAUGGGAUAUCGUAUUGGAGCUCGCGCUGCUAUGCCGAGGCGUUACUCAAUGGUAGGUUUCUUCCACUUCCCCCUUCCACUGAUUGCGUUGCCUUCUGCCUUUUCUUCCUCACACCGCUGCUUUUCUCCAUUACCAUUGGUUUGCAUGAGGCACUACAAGCUGCGGCCUUCGAGUCCUGGCGCGCGGCUUUGCUCUUGA
Molecule: messenger RNA, 486 nt
Organism: Bipolaris victoriae FI3
Lineage: Eukaryota; Fungi; Ascomycota; Dothideomycetes; Pleosporales; Pleosporaceae
Exons: 1
Coding region: 1-486 (161 amino acids)
Cellular component (GO): mitochondrion
Source: RefSeq, a predicted model, not a curated record